AUGGUUCGACUGAACAGCUGCCAUGGCAAUGAGUUCAACCCACUCUUCCGGAGCGACAUGGGCUCGGAGUCCGAGGGCAGCGACGGGAGCGAGGAUGACGGUGGAGAGGAAGGCGAGGAUGAAGAGCCCGAUCCCGACGAUCCGGAGCCUCUCGAAGACCUGGAUGGAGCCUUCGCCGAUGCGAGAGACUGCUGGAAGAUCGAUGCGGAGACUCUGAAAGGCUUCUACCUCCACAGCCCUACUGGCCAGCUUUUCAGCUGGGAUCAGGCGCAAGGCGUCCUCUACGAGUACCUCCGUGAAUCGGGUGAGUGCAAACCCAUCUGGGCAGCUGGUGCUCCACACAUGAGUGCCGAAAUUUGGACAGUCCUCCCGCUACCGCCAACAGAUCCUGCCAGUCUACAGAAUGCCGCCACGGAGCAGUCCAGCAGCGUGCUGUGUAUCCUUCACCUGUCCCGAGCCCGGGCGGCACAGAGGGCGGCCGCGGCCUCCGAGGACUUCUGCAAGCGCCUGCGGCUUGGCAACUGCGCCCUGGAGGCUCUGGUGCUGCCUUUCUUUUGCGCGGUGUUUCCAGUGGAAACACCUGGUUGGAGUUGA
Molecule: messenger RNA, 594 nt
Organism: Symbiodinium sp. CCMP2592
Lineage: Eukaryota; Dinophyceae; Suessiales; Symbiodiniaceae
Source: the annotation of a GenBank genome assembly